This is a messenger RNA of Penicillium brevicompactum, 915 nucleotides long. RefSeq names its product NAD(P)-dependent oxidoreductase. The transcript is spliced from 2 exons. NCBI's taxonomy places the organism in Eukaryota, Fungi, Ascomycota, Eurotiomycetes, Eurotiales, Aspergillaceae. The record is from RefSeq and is a predicted model, not a curated record. Gene Ontology annotation, molecular function: oxidoreductase activity, acting on the CH-OH group of donors, NAD or NADP as acceptor; NAD binding; NADP binding. The coding region runs from base 1 to 915 and encodes 304 amino acids.
AUGGCUGCGCAGAUUGCUUGGAUUGGCCUUGGCAACAUGGGCCGAGGCAUGGCCAAGAACCUUGCAGCAAAAGGCCCCCUCACCUCCUCUUUGAUAAUAUUCAACAGAAAUGCCAAGCGUGCGCAUGAUUUUGCGUCUCAACAUGCGAACACCAUUGUUGCAACAUCUAUCAAGGAGGCUAUCUCUAAAGCUGAUAUCAUUUUCACUUGCGUCAGCGACGAUGCUGCUAUCCUCGAAAUCAUAAGUUCUGGAACAAACAGUGGAGAUAUCAAAGGAAAGCUCUUUGUCGACCUGUCGACUGUACACCCCGACACCACCGCGACCAUCGCUAGCAAGAUCCAAGAAUUCGGUGGCCGCUUCGUCGCUAGCCCUGUUUUCGGUGCUCCCGCCAUGGCAGAAGCUGGACAGGUCAUUUGCGUCCUGGCAGGUCCCAAUGAAGCCGUUCAACAGGUUGUGCCUUACACCACUGGUGUCAUCGCCAAGUCAUUCCUGGAUUUCAGCGGCCAAAUCCCUGCCAAGGCAUCCCAGUUGAAGGUUAUGGGUAACACCUUUGUCAUCAGCAUGGUAGAGACAAUCGCAGAGGGACUGGUAGUUGCUGAGAAAUCUGGCCUGGGAACUGAUGCUAUGCAUCAAUUCUUCGAGGCUGUGUUCUCAGGCCCUUACGUGGCCUAUUCGAAUAGGAUGCGCAGUGGUGACUACCAUAAGAGACCCGAGCCUCUCUUUUCGGUUGACUUGGUCCGUAAGGAUGCUCGUCACGCCUUGGACAUGGCCAGAACCUCUGGUGCUACAAUGAAGGGUGUGGAGCUUGCCGAUCAUUAUUUGGCUCAGGUGAAAGAUCGGAUGGGCGAGAAAGGAGAUCUCGCUGGCAUCUAUGGCGCUGUCAGAGAGGAGUCUGGGCUGGAGUUUACAAACUAG